Chroicocephalus ridibundus (black-headed gull) is the source of this 1987-nucleotide messenger RNA. RefSeq names its product acireductone dioxygenase 1 (gene ADI1). Bases 62 to 604 code for a protein of 180 amino acids. The transcript is spliced from 4 exons. Lineage: Eukaryota; Metazoa; Chordata; Aves; Charadriiformes; Laridae. The record is from RefSeq and is a predicted model, not a curated record. Gene Ontology annotation, molecular function: acireductone dioxygenase [iron(II)-requiring] activity.
CAGCCGGGGCGGGACGCUCCCGCCCAGCCCGGCCCAGCGGAGCGCGGCGCCCGGCGGCGGCAUGGUGGAGGCCUGGUACAUGGACGAGUCCCAGGAGGACCAGCGGACGCCGCACCGCCUGCGGCCCAACCGCCCCGUCAGCCUGGAGCAGCUGCGCCGCCUCGGCGUCGCCUACCGGAAAUUGGAUGCUGACAACUAUGAGACCGAUCCAUGCCUGAAAGAGAUCCGUAGGGCAGAAAAUUAUUCGUGGAUGGAUAUAAUAACCAUACACAAAGACAAGCUCCCAAACUAUGAGGAAAAGAUAAAAACAUUUUACGAAGAACAUUUACACCUAGACGAUGAAAUUCGCUACAUCUUAGAUGGAUCUGGCUAUUUUGAUGUGCGAGACAAGGAUGACAAAUGGAUCCGGAUCUCCAUGGAAAAAGGAGACAUGAUAACCCUCCCUGCCGGCAUAUAUCACCGAUUUACACUGGAUGAGAACAAUUACGUGAAGGCAAUGAGGCUAUUCGUUGGAGAACCCGUCUGGACAGCAUACAACAGGCCGGCUGAUGAUUUUCCUGCUCGGAAACAGUAUAUGAAAUUUUUGGCUGAAGAAGCACAGUGAUGGUAUCUGAGACCUGACAGGUGGAACAGCCUGAAGCCCUGCGAGAAUGUGACUUGUGGCUUUUCACUGAUUAGACUUCUAUUUGCACAUACACUUAGAAUCACAGAAUCAUAGAAAAAUUUAGGUUGAAAGGUCAUUUGGGAGGUCAUCUAGUCCAACCUCCUGUGAAGCACCAGGACGACUUCAAAGUUAGACCAAGUUGCUCAAAACCUUGAGGUCUGGAAACCUCCAGUGGUGGAGGUUCCACAGCCUGUCUGGGGGCCCAUUCCAGCACUUAGCUGCUGUCACGGGUGAGCAUUUGUUCUUUGUGGCCAACUCCCUGGUUGCAGCUUGUGAUUGUUGUCUCUUGCCCUUUCAUUGAGAAGAGUCUUGGCUCUGUCUUCUCCACAGUCCCUUCUGUAGUAGGAAACUACCGUUAGGGCUCCUCUCAGCCUUUUCUUCUCCAGGUUAGACAAACGAGUGUCCUUAUCUGGGCUCUCUGCACCCCACAUUGUUAAGGAAGAUGUUCAACAUGAUUUGCCAUAGUUUUGACUACUGAGGAAUGUCAUUUGUAACCACCUGACAGACUUGAACCACUGACUGUUUUGAGCCCGAUGGUCAGGAAGUUUUUCCACCUGCCUUGUAGUUCGUAUCCUCAGCCUGGAUGCAAGACUACCGUGGGACACACUGUUGAAAGCCUUGCUGUGGUCAAGGGGAAUGACAUCUGCUGUUUCCCCACAGAGCCGGUCACUGCCUCAUCGGUGGCAGUCAGGACAGUGGGUAGAACGUGCCCUUUGUAAAUUGGCGUUGACUGGUUGUUCCCCGUCACCUGGUGUUUCAUGUGCCUGGAACGGCUUUCAUAAUAGCUUGUUCCAUAAUUUUCCUGGGGACUGAAGUGGAACUGGCGAGCCUGUAGUUCCUCAGAUCCUAUUUUCUCGCCUUUUUGAAGGUGUCAGUAUCAUUUGCCUUUUUCCGGUCAAAAAGAUUUCCCUGAUCACUGUGACCUUUCAAAGAUGCCAGCAGCCUUGCAGUGACUUUAGCCAGUUGCAUUUACAGUUGCUCAGGAAUCCAUUUUCUAACCUUUUUUCCUUGAUGUCUCUGACAGGUAGAAUUGGGAGAGGUGGGCUACAUUAAUAUUCAUUCUGCUCUGAAUCCAUGCUAAUGAACUACGUAGGAUUCUGUUUUUAAUUAAAGAAAAUAAACCUCGCUUCAUUCUUGUCUAAAAAUGUUCAUAAGAUAAAUUUGCAUAAUCGGCAUUUUAGUAUGCAGCUUCCCUAGUUCUGCCCUGGUGCAUAAAGCGGUGGUUUUCUCUCAGUAAAAUGCAGCAAUUUGCUCUUGUGAGUUACUAAUAAAAUUACUUUGACUUGGGUGUGGGCUUUUUUUUUUUUCCUUUGUGCUGACAUU